AUGGCAAUAGUUGUGUGGGAAUCUGGUGUUAAAAUCACGAAGGAUAAAGUAGUCGGUGGUUUACUGAGUGGUGUGGAUUUGAAAAUGAGCUUAGACAACCAGAGCAGGAGCAGGAGCAGGAGCCGAAGCAGGAGCCGGAGCCGGAGCCGGAGCCCAAUGGCUCGAAAGAUGCGUGCUGAACGUUAUUCUUACCGCGAUGCACCAUAUGGACGGGACUCACGUCGGGGUUUCAGUCAGAGUACUCUGUGCAAUAACUGCAAAAGGCCUGGUCAUUUUGCCAGAGAAUGCCCUAAUGUGGCCAUCUGUCACAAUUGUGGUCUUCCUGGGCAUAUUGCCUCAGAAUGCACGACGAAAUCUCUUUGUUGGAACUGUCGAGAACCUGGCCAUAUGGCUGGAAAUUGUCCUAAUGAGGGUAUCUGCCAUACUUGUGGCAAGGCAGGACACCGUGCUAGGGACUGCACUGCUCCACCAUUGCCACCUGGUGAUCUAAGACUCUGCAAUAACUGCUUUAAGCAAGGCCAUAUGGCGGCUGACUGUACAAAUGACAAAGCCUGCAAGAACUGUAGGAAACCAGGUAGGGCAUACGAGCCGGGAUUGUAUCGCCAUGGCUAUAUGUCACAACUGUGGGGGAAGAGGACACAUGGCAUUCGAGUGUCCGUCUGGGAGGUUCAUGGACCGCUUUCCCAGAAGUCGAGUUACCACGAUUAUGCCGAUGCAUUGACGAAAUCAAUUUUAUUCUUCGAGGGGCAGCGAUCGGGUUACUUGCCGGAUGACCAGAGAAUCAAUUGGCGGGGGCAUUCCGGCCUCGGCGAUGGGUGGAUGGUUAAUACGGACUUGACCGGCGGUUAUUACGACGCUGGCGAUAAUGUCAAGUUCAAUUUUCCGAUGGCAUUCACCACCACAAUGUUGGCUUGGAGUGUGAUUGACUUCGGCGAGUAUAUGCCGCCGGCGGAACUGAGGAAUGCGCUGGUUUCAAUCAAAUGGGCUACGGAUUAUCUCCUCAAAACUGUUUCUCAACCCAAUCGGAUUUUCGUCCAGGUGGGGGAUCCAAUUUUAGACCAUAACUGCUGGGAGAGACCAGAAGAUAUGGACACUGCUAGAACAGUGUACACAGUUGAAGCUCCAAAUACGGCUUCUGAUGUCGCUGGGGAGACUGCUGCAGCCCUGGCUGCCGCCUCCAUUGCAUUCCGAUCCUCUUAUCCUGGAUAUUCUGAUACCCUUCUACAAACUGCCACUCGGGUUUUUGAUUUUGCAGAUAGUUAUCGAGGGGCUUAUAGCGAUAACUCAAAUAUUAGGAAUGCUGUAUGCCCGUUUUACUGUGAUUUUGAUGGAUACCAGGAUGAAUUGCUGUGGGGAGCAGCGUGGUUAAGAAGAGCUUCUCAAGGUGAUUCUUACCUCAAUUACAUACAAACCAAUGUCAAAACAUUAGGUGCAGAUGACAAUAUUAAUGAAUUCGGAUGGGACAACAAGCAUGCCGGUCUAAACGUCCUCGUAUCUAAGGAAGUCUUGGAAGGGAACAUGUACUCUCUGGAGACAUACAAAGCAUCAGCAGAUAGCUUCAUGUGCACUCUUAUUCCCGAGUCUUCAUCUUACCACAUAGAGUUCUCUCCGGGAGGUCUCAUUUACAGGCCCGGUGGAAGCAACCUACAACACGCCACUACCAUCUCGUUCCUCUUGCUUGUUUACGCCAAUUAUUUGGAGAGAUCAUAUCAGACUGUGAAUUGCGGCAGUGUUAGCAUUAGUCCAACAACGCUUCGACAUAUAGCCAAGCGGCAAGUUGAUUACAUUCUAGGGGAUAAUCCUAAAGGAAUGUCAUAUAUGGUUGGAUAUAGUAAUUACUAUCCAGCGAGGAUUCACCAUCGUGGUUCAUCGCUUCCGUCCAUCAAAGAUCAUUCCCAAAUCAUUGCAUGCAAGGAGGGUUCGAUCUAUUUUAACUCGUCGAGCCCUAAUCCGAAUCUGUUAGUUGGGGCUCUAGUCGGAGGUCCCGGAGAAGAUGAUGCCUAUGAAGAUGAUAGAGCCGACUUUCGCAAAUCUGAGCCCACAACUUACAUCAAUGCACCAUUUGUUGGUGUACUUGCAUAUUUUGUGGGGAACCCCAACUUCUAG
Messenger RNA from Fraxinus pennsylvanica, 2106 nucleotides. The record is from the annotation of a GenBank genome assembly. Lineage: Eukaryota; Viridiplantae; Streptophyta; Magnoliopsida; Lamiales; Oleaceae.